This is a messenger RNA of Zingiber officinale, 1600 nucleotides long. RefSeq names its product UDP-glucuronic acid decarboxylase 2-like. Lineage: Eukaryota; Viridiplantae; Streptophyta; Magnoliopsida; Zingiberales; Zingiberaceae. The transcript is spliced from 6 exons. Gene Ontology annotation, biological process: D-xylose metabolic process. Bases 93 to 1382 code for a protein of 429 amino acids. Gene Ontology annotation, cellular component: cytoplasm. The record is from RefSeq and is a predicted model, not a curated record. Gene Ontology annotation, molecular function: UDP-glucuronate decarboxylase activity; NAD+ binding.
CUCUCGGAUGCCAACGCCUUUAGAUAAUAUCCCUUUGUUCUUCCAACCUCGAGACCGAGCAAGUAGCUUCGCCCAAGUCGUCCCGGACAGCCAUGGGCUCUGAGCUCAUAUACCGCGGCCACGACACCUCGGCGGCGGCGGAAGCCGGUGCGUACUCGCCCAAGCCGGAAAAGAGGCUCCUUUGGUUCUCCCGCCCUUUCCGCUACCUCCUCCGCGAGCAGCGCCUACUCUUUGUGUUCGUAGGCAUGGCCCUAGCUACCGCCUUCUUCGUGCUCGCCCCCCACUCCGAUUUGCCCUCCUCCAGCAGAUCCUACCUCAGGGAGGACCCCACGCGGCUGCCUUCGGUGCAGCGGACGGCGAUCGAGAGAGGGUCCUCCGUCGGUGAGGUUCCGCCGGGGCUGAAGCGGAAGGGGCUCCGGAUCAUGGUCACCGGCGGCGCUGGAUUCGUCGGGAGCCAUCUGGUGGACCGCUUGAUUGAUCGAGGGGACAGCGUCAUCGUAGUGGACAAUUUCUUCACCGGGCGGAAGGAGAACGUGGUUCGCCACUUUGGGAAUCCCAGCUUCGAGCUCAUCCGCCACGAUGUCGUGGAGCCGCUCCUCCUGGAAGUCGACCAGAUCUACCACCUCGCCUGCCCGGCCUCUCCCGUCCACUACAAGUUCAACCCUGUGAAGACGAUCAAGACCAACGUGGUGGGGACUCUGAACAUGCUGGGCCUUGCCAAGAGAGUCGGAGCCAGAUUCCUCCUCACCAGCACCAGCGAGGUUUACGGUGAUCCCUUGCAGCAUCCACUAGUCGAGACCUACUGGGGAAAUGUUAAUCCCAUUGGCGUAAGAAGUUGCUAUGAUGAGGGCAAGCGCACGGCGGAGACUCUAACCAUGGAUUACUAUCGCGGGGCUCAAGUCGAGGUGAGAAUUGCUCGGAUUUUCAACACAUACGGGCCUCGGAUGUGCAUAGAUGACGGACGGGUCGUGAGCAAUUUUGUUGCUCAGGCCUUGAGGAAGGAGCCUCUGACUGUCUAUGGCGAUGGAAAACAAACCAGGAGCUUUCAGUAUGUCUCUGAUUUGGUGGAAGGCCUCAGUAGGCUGAUGGAUAGUGAGCAUAUUGGUCCGUUCAACUUAGGAAACCCUGGAGAAUUCACCAUGUUGGAGCUCGCCAAGGUCGUGCAGGAUUCGAUAGACCCCGAUGCAAAGAUAGAGUUCCGACCGAACACAGAAGAUGAUCCCCACAAGCGCAAACCCGAUAUCACAAGGGCCAAAGAGCUUCUCAGCUGGGAACCAAAGGUCUCACUCCAGGAAGGCCUUCCGCUUAUGGUCUCAGACUUCCGCAAGCGAAUAUUUGGCGAUCACACUGAGUUCGAUUCCAUGGCCACCACUACUGCCUAAGAGAUGCAUUGCUUAUGCUGCUGGAUUUAGAUUUUUUUUACACACCGAAUUGAAUUCCGUUUGGCUGCAAGAAGAGAAAUGAGACAAUUUGGAGUUCCGACGAAGUGAAGAAAAUUCGUAGUACACCUUUCCAAAUGGAUCAUACGAUAACAAUGUACUGGUGUAAAUUAUUGUCGCUUUGCUAUUUAACUACAGCGCUAUUCUAAUUGAUUAGUACC